AUGGCCAUAACUGAAGUUUCACAAGAUUUGACGUUGCAGUAUCACUUCGAACCAGAGGCAAAACCUCUUGGCAAUAAACGGGUGCUUCAAGCUAUCAGCAAACUUCGUGUUGCUACAGAGCAAUCUAGAAUUCGAGAAGCCCAGGCUGAGCAGGUCUGGAAACGACAGUUGAAAGUCCCACGAUUCAAUCCUACCACGCGCUGGAUUUGA
Molecule: messenger RNA, 210 nt
Organism: Penicillium psychrosexuale
Lineage: Eukaryota; Fungi; Ascomycota; Eurotiomycetes; Eurotiales; Aspergillaceae
Exons: 1
Coding region: 1-210 (69 amino acids)
Source: RefSeq, a predicted model, not a curated record